Salvelinus fontinalis (brook trout) is the source of this 10138-nucleotide messenger RNA. Its product is annotated as E3 ubiquitin-protein ligase Siah2. Gene Ontology annotation, molecular function: zinc ion binding; ubiquitin protein ligase activity; ubiquitin conjugating enzyme binding. The coding region runs from base 1251 to 1994 and encodes 247 amino acids. Gene Ontology annotation, cellular component: cytoplasm. Gene Ontology annotation, biological process: proteasome-mediated ubiquitin-dependent protein catabolic process; multicellular organism development. The transcript is spliced from 2 exons. NCBI's taxonomy places the organism in Eukaryota, Metazoa, Chordata, Actinopteri, Salmoniformes, Salmonidae. The record is from RefSeq and is a predicted model, not a curated record.
CAGUCUGUCUCCCCGCCUCCUCCAUUCGUGUGUGUGCUGCAGUUGUUCGAUGGGGGAAUGUUUUUGCGCGGAACCUUGUCUGUCACCGCGCUGAGCUGAAAGGAGAGCGCAGCAGAGUGUGUGUGUGUUAUGCAGGCAUUCCUGUGUCCAGCUUCAGGUGAUUCAGUAGGAGCGUUUGCUGUGUGUGACAGCCACUAUUCUGCUGUUGGUCGUGUGUUUAGCUCGGUAAGCCAUCGAGGAGGAGCUGUCAUUGAGAGUUGUUUGCAUUUGACUGCUGCAGGAGACCGCCAGGAAGGGAGGGAGCAGGAAAGGGGGAGCGCUGGAACGAGUGAGAGGCAGCUGUUACCCUCCAUGUCCAUUGGUCUGUUCAUCUUCUCUAGAGAUGCUUGCUAGUGUUUAGCUGUGUGGCUGAUACAGCACAUGCCUGAGUCUGGCUGAAGUCAUACAAUGGCGGUACUGAAUGUUCUCUCUGGGUAGAGGAUGGACGGUGAGGUAGCUAGUCAGCGGGGCUCUAUGCUGCUGUGUGCUGAGCAUCAGACUGCGUUUGUGUGAGAGAGAGAGAGAAGAGAAGCAGCUGAAUUCCUCCACAGCAGAGAGGUUCGGAGCUCCUCGUGGCUUUGUUUAGGCUGCCUGGCGGGAGAGAAACAGUGGGCUGAUUUCAGUGUGUUCAGUCAGAGGCACAAUAAAUGUGAGCUGAGCUUGGCUGGUGGCAGUAUUAGUGCUAGAGGUAACUUAGUGUGACUGUGGACCGGACAGACACACACCCAUUCAUUCACACUUAGAGACAUGCAUACCAUUGACUGUGUGAAACCGAUAUUAGGGACUUUGUGUAUUUUCAGCCGUUACUGCACCAUUAGAGCAGUCAGUUAGGCAGACAGCUCUCCUUAUACCUCAGGCUGCCGUUACAUUACAGCAAUGUGCUUUGGGGACUGAUACUCAGAUUGCUUUAUGUAGCCAGCAGGCCAGUUGUGGAGCCUCCUCAUCUCUCUUACCUGGCUUAUGGUUGAGCCGGAGAGGUAUUCUAUCCUUAGAGUGCAGAAGGGAUUUAGCCCCUAAACUACUUGAGACUGUGAAUUCAGCAGGACUUUGGUAUACAGGAAUUGAGAUUUGGAUUGGAUCCGCUUGUGAAGGAAGAGCACGGCCAUUGAUUGGUCUCGUGGGGGGGGGUAUAGUAAAGACUCAGUGGUGCGUGAAAUUGGUUGAGGGAUAGUGUGUCAGACAGGGUGUGUGUGUGUCCAUUCUCACGCGUCAUGCUGUGCCCUGCAUCCUGCCUGCCUCUCCUGAGGGAGAUGGCUCAGUGGCGCUGCCUCCUGGGGUGGCACCGCCAUCACGGGGUCAGCACGGGGGUCACGACAGGGGCUGGGCUGGGGUCAGAAGUCAGGGUUGCGGUGGGGGGCACGACUCGACCCAUCUGCCGCACCAAUCCUCAACAGGGGAGCAAGUACGCAUCAGCCGGCUGCCUGUUGUCCCUCCACCACAGUGAGAAGCCUGAACACGAGGAAGUGUGUGAGUUCCGUCCCUACACAUGCCCGUGCCCCGGAGCUUCUUGUAAGUGGCAGGGCUCCCUGGAGGCCGUCAUGCCCCACCUGAUGCAUGCCCACAAGUCCAUCACCACCCUGCAGGGAGAGGACAUCGUCUUCCUGGCCACAGACAUCAACCUGCCGGGGGCUGUGGACUGGGUCAUGAUGCAGUCCUGCUUCGGCCACCACUUCAUGCUGGUCCUGGAGAAGCAGGAGAAGUACGAGGGCCACCAGCAGUUCUUCGCCGUGGUGCUGCUCAUCGGAACGAGGAAGCAGGCCGAGAACUUCGCCUACCGCCUGGAGCUCAACGGGAACCGGCGGCGCCUCACCUGGGAGGCCACGCCCCGCUCCAUCCACGACGGUGUGGCAGCUGCCAUCAUGAACAGCGACUGUUUGGUGUUUGACACGUCCAUCGCUCACCUGUUUGCUGACAACGGCAACCUGGGGAUCAACGUCACCAUCUCCAUGUGCUGAGCUGCUCAGAUGUGGAAACACACACACCCGUGCGUAGAAGUUACACACCUCUCAUUCUCAGACUUACUCACAAACCAGUAUACAGUUACUGACUGCUGUGUGAUGCAGUAGAGGUUUUGUGUGUGAGAGGACGGGUAGGAGAUCGAGAGGAUAUAUGUGUGUGUGUGUUGCUGCUUGAGGCUUGUUGGCUCCCCAUAAUGCUUGAAUGGAAACUGGCCUGUAGCGUAGUUUCAAGGUGUGUGCCUGUUCUCUCAUUGUGUGUGCUGGAGACAGUGUACAGUAGCUUACAUGUGGUGGGCUUGUAAUGAUUGAUUCCCUACCUGUGCCCAGGUGAGUUUGCCUUGCUCCCAGGACCCCACAUCCCUCAACUGCUCCCACCCCGCUCACCCCCACCACCUCUUCUGCCCAGCCAACCGGUGCCAGGCAAGGAGGGCACUGCCCAGGGUAAGAAGGGGCGGUCCGUCAAUCUGCUUCCACCCUGCAGAUUCAGAGAAGCUCCACUUCAACAGCCAGUGGCCCCUGCAGAUGCAGCUUUCUAAUCCUCACAGCGAAUCAAGUUUCAGUAAAUUGGACAGUGGACAAAUCGGGGCUUCAGAGACGCAUGUGGUCAGAGUCGGGGCCUGAUGGUGACCAAUGCGCUGCCUCCCAGUCUGGGUUAGUGUGAGCUGUGGGGUUGCUCAUGCUCUGCUAAAGGAUUACACAGACUACUAACCAACUCCUUACUGUUCAAAACAGUAAGAUGCAAAACGCAACCAUUUCCAUAAGUAUGUCAUGCUUAUUAAAACAAGCCUAGGUUAUGUCCAGAGUGUCUAUGAAAUGAAGAUGGUGACACUGUAACUGAGAGGUUGUGUGUAUAAUGAGUGUACAAAACAUUAGGAACACCUUCCUAGUAUUGAGUUGCACUCCCUUUUGCUCUCCGAGUAGCCUCAAUUUGUUGCGGCAUGGACUCUACAAGGUGUCGAAAGUAUUCCACAGGGAUGCUGGCCGAUGUUGACUCCAAUGCUUCCCACAGUUGUCAAGUUGGCUGGAUGUCCUUUGGGUGGUGGACCGUUCUUGAUGCAGACGGGAAACUGUUAAGCAUGAAAACCCCAGCGGUGUUGCAGUUCUUGACACACUCAGACCGGUGCGCCUGGCACCUACUACCAAACCCUGUUCAAAGACACUUAAGUAUUUUGUCUUGACCAUUCAUCCUCGGAAUGGCAUACAUAUACACAAUCCUUAUCUCAAUUGUCUCAAGACUUAAAAAUCAUUCGCUAACCCAUCUCUACACUGAUUUGAAGUGGAUUUAACAGGUAACAUCAAUAAUGGAUCAUAGAUUUCACCUGGUCAGUCUGUCAUGGAAAGAGCAGGUGUUCCUAAUGUUUUGUACACUCAGGCGAUUGAUCCUGAUUGUACGCAUAUCUGUCCAGCAUGUAGAAUAAAGAAAGAUUGGUCAUAGGCGCUCAUCAUAAAGGUUACAUAAUGGUAUGAAACCUGUCAUAACCACUGUUUGGUAAAACCCUAGUGCCUAGUUAUUCACAUGGAUUCUGUAUGACAAUACAAACAACAAAAGUAAAACAAACUUAAGUUGAAUAUUUACAUUCUCAAACAACAAAAGCAUGUUACUUCUCCAAAGUCACAAGUUCUGUUGUUUAUACCCUGACUGAUUGAAGGUUAGCUUGUUUGCUAACAAUGAAGUCCCACGCCUUUUUGUAUGGUCAUUUUUCAUUUAAAUCCCUGAAUGAAAGACCGGACCUUGGGACUGUAAGAUUCUAUCUUACAUUUUGGUCAAAAAUGAGUUAUUCAGAUAGUUACUCUUUUGGUGGUCCUUUACAUGUGAGAGAGGUCCAGUUUGUAAUGAAAAAAAAAAUGAAUAAAUUGUAAGUUCUAUUUGCGCAAACACCUUUUUAACUUUAAGGUUCUAUCUGCGAUCCAAUCACAAUGCUGGGUUGUCAUUCAAAAAUAAUUGCAUGUAAGGUGAUAUACUUAUUGAGUCAUAAAAGAGUAAGACAUCACAAAACAGUUCUGAGAUCUGGGACUUGAAAAAUACUCCAUAUAUAUUUUAACAUAUAACCAUAUAACAAUAUAUUUUUGCAGAUAGAACCUUCUAGUCCCAAGUUCUUGAUUAUUAUAUCAUAGGUUCUGGUCCUCUUUUUCAAUUCGAUUUUUUUUCUCACCACUUUUUCAGAACAAUGGCCAUAAUUUAAUGUAAAAACUAAUAAAUACAGGUGCAGUAGAGCAUAUUUUAGGCACUUAGGAGAGGCAUUACUGUUUUUGUCUUGUUCUAUAUCAAUACGAAAACCUCCAUGGAAGGGGUAUUUCACUGAAAUUAUAAACUUACCAGAUUUUAUUGAUUUAAUAGCAAGUAGUUUACUGACCUUGUGUCAGAGACCAGAACAUAAUCAGUUUACUCAUCCAGAGCUAAGCUUUAACAAUGUUACUAGUUCUCUGUAGGAUAGUGUAUUUGCCAUUUUGAGGAACGCUUUAACAAAUGUGAUGAAUGUUAAUUAAGAAAGAAUAAUUCACUACAAAACAGUUCUGAGAUGUGUGAGCUUUUAUGCUCAAUAUCUCAGAACUGCUGUGCGCAGAUAGUCCCAAGGUCUCGAGGUGUCAUGUCAUAUUUUAGAUAGCAUUAUGUUCACUUCAUGACACAAGUCAAGUCACAUUUUAUUGUGUGUGUGCGUUUGUGAAUACCUCAAUGUUUGCCUGAAGAUUAGGUUAUUGUCAAAGUUUGUAAAGCACUGAGAAGGUUCUGGAGCAACUACUACAGUACCACCACGGUUGGGAUUAUAUAUGCUGUGUUUUUCUCUGAAUACACUCCUUACCAACAGAGAACAGUAUGGAGGAGGCACGCAUUUGUAAAUACACACAUUUUCUUAUUUGUUCCUAUGUGUUACAAUUCUCUUAAUCGUUGAUCCUAGUUUACCUUCAGUUAUUUUAUGCUCUGAUAUACUGUAUUAUGGGGGUAGUUUUCCUCUUGUGUCAGUCAACCCACCACAGCCUUACUUUUGUACGUAUCCUAACUAGCAUGCCCUGCGUUGGGAGGGCAUCUCUGAGGACUAACUCUGACUCAGACCAACCCUUAGUGUCUUGAACAGACUCUCGGUUUGAGUGGACUUCGGGGCAAAAUCCUGUGACUAAGUGGGUAAAAAUGGGCAUCCCAUAGUAGUCUAGCCAUGUACCUUCGCCCUCGGCAUCAUAGUAACCGAACAAGUACCCACCUUUCCAUGAAAUACCUCUAAUGACGUCGACCACGGAUAUGUCUGUAAUCCAACAGUCCUCUCCUGCUCGCUCUCCUGAUGUCCUGCAUGGGUGGAGGGAUCCCGACUACUUGCCCACAAACCCCUGCAGUAUACCCAUAAACACCCUCUGCCAAUCACCUCUGCUCCACUGCUCUCGUCUUUCUUAAAAAUAUUUGAAAUAUGUAAAUAUUUUCUAAAAGAUGUAUGAGGAUAUUCUGUUAAUUUCAGCGCUAUUUAUGUGUUCACGGUUACUCAACUGUUGUACAGAGGUUUUGAGGUUAUUUUGAGCUGUUGAAACUUCCUGACAUUCUGCUCUAGUGGUCAGUGUCCCUGUUUUACCCACUGCCUGGACAGACAUUUCUGCCAAAACAGUCCUUUGGGAAGCACAGCUCUGCAAUCACUAUGGUUUAUCUGUAAUGUCAGCAAAAAAUGCUAACUGUGACGGUCAUAUUUUCCUAAGAUGGACUUUAAGCCUUUAAUGCUGCGUCAGUUAUCAUGAUCAGUUGCCAUGAGUCAUCGAGAACUGCAGUCUUUUAUUUAUUUUUACCUUUAUUUAAUCAGGGAGUCAUACUGAGACCAAUGUCUCAUUCACAGAUUAGCCCUGAUUUACAGAAAAUACACACAUAAAUGCAAGCAGAAAGAAAAACAUGGUCAUAAAAAACAAACGCAUACAUUCGUAAUGAUCUGUUUGGCAUUUCAUUCAUGUAUUGUUAAUGGGGCAAUAGGAGAUCAAAUCAGUUAAAAGAAAACUAAGGCAGAGACACUGUCCACAAAAUGAGAUUUCAGGAUUUCAUGGUGCAUUUGUUUCAACUUUGCAAAUUGAAAACACCUUUUAGGUCUACAUCACCAUUACCUGACAAAAACAUCUGUCAACAUUCAUAAGCAUUCUAUCAUCUAACUUAAAGUAACUGUCCAGGAAAAAUCUCACUUUUUAAAAGCUCAUCUGUUCACUCAUAGCCAAAUAAUGUUGUUGAUUCGUUCUAUACUUGUAAUUGUGGCCAAAGCAUACAUUUGAGGGAAAAAAACACUUCAAAAACAUAUAUCUGAAACAGACUGUUUAAAAAAUGCUUGCUAUUUCAUCAUAGAGGAGGAUGUCAGGUUUUUGGCUGAGAAGUCUCAUUGGCUGAGCUGGCCAAUCAGCAGUUUACUUGUCAUGAAUACUUUUAUUGACCGGUAAUACCCCCACAUCAUUCAAACACAGAAAAACAGAUUUUUAACAUAAUGUCCACCUUUUAGGAAGGGAAACUAUUUCAUUCAUAUUGUAAUUACUUAUAGAUCAUAGAAAUCUGGAAACACUGGACAGCAACUUUAAACAUACGAUGGCAGUUAGAAAUAUAGAAAUCCUUUGCAGGUACUGUCAUAUGAAAACCAAGUCUUAGAAAUGCUAAUGAAUACCUAGGCUGUCAUUACAGUGGGUAUCAUAAAUAUUCAUCCCCCUUGGAUGUAUUUACAAAGUGGGAUUGAAAUGGAUGUAAUUGUGAUUUUUUUGCUGUCAUUAUACUACAUGAAAUACUCAAUGUCGAAGUGAAAAUAAUUCUACAAAUGAAUAAACAUUUUAUAACUCAAAUAUAGUCGUUGCAUAAGUAUUCACCCCCUAAAUUAGUUCAGGAGUAAAUUUUGGCUUAACAAAUUACAAAAAUUACAUGGACUCACUCAGUGUGAAAUAAUAGAUUUGACAUACAUUUUUUAAUGGCUACACCUUCGUCUGUCCAUAUGACAUCUAUAAGGUUCCUCAGUCAAGUAUUGAAUUUCAAGCACAGAUUAAAUUACAAAGACCAGAGAGCCUCAUAAAAAGCCUCAUAAAGAAGGGCAGUGAUUGGUAGAUGAGUAACAAUAACAAAUCAAACAUUGAAUAUCUCUUUAAGCAUGGUCAAAUGAAUAAUUAUGCUGUGGAUGAUGUAUUAAACCACCCAGACACAACAGUUGUCGUUCUGAACUGAGCUGGAGGACAGGAAGGAAACUGCUCAGGGAUGUCACCAUGAGGCCAUUUGGGAUUUUAAAACUGCUACAGGAGAAUGGGAGGGUGACGGGAGAAAGCAACUGAGGAUGGAUCAACAACAUUCUAGUUACUCCACAAUAAUGACCUAAAUGACAAAGUGAAAAGAAGGCUAUAAAUAUACAGAAUAUUCCAAAACAUGCAUCCUGUGUGCAACAAAGCACUAAAGUUAUACUGCGAGAAAACACGGUAAAGGAAUACACUUUUUGGCCUAAUUGCAAAGCCUUAUGUUUGGGGCAAAUCCAACACAACACAUCACUGAGUAACUGCCUCCUUAUUUUCAAGUAUGGCAGCAUCAUGGUAUGGGUAAGCUUGACAUUGGCAAAAACUGGAAUAUUUCAGGAUAAAUCCUAGUGGAAAACAGUCUUCAGUUUGCUUUCCACAAGACACUGGGAGACAAAUGCACCUUUCAGCAGGGUAAUAAACUACAACACAAGGUCAAAUCGAUACUGAAGUUGCUUACCAAGAAGACCGUUAAUGUUCCUGAGUGACCAAGUGAAAGUUUGGACUUAAAUCUGCUUGAAAAUAUAUUGCAAGAUUUCAGAAUUGCUGUGUAGCUAUGACCCCCAACACCUUGACAGAGCUUGACACAUUUCCGAAAAGAAUAAUGGGCAAAUAUUGCACAAUCCAAGUGUGAAGAGCUCUUAGAGACUAACCCAAGAAGACUCACAGCUGUAAUCACUGCCCAAAAGUGUUUCUAGCAUGUAUUGACUCGGGGUGAAUACUUAUCUAAUUAAGGUACUGUAUAUUAUUUUUCAUUACAUUUUAAGAAAUGUAAAAAGUAAAAAUCUCACUUACGCAUUUCAGAGUAUGUUGUUGUAAUAUGGAGAGUAUGGAUUUGUAAUAUUUUGUCAACGAUCUGUUGACAAAAUAUUACAAAUCCAUUUUAAUCCCACUAAAGCAAUAAAAUGUGAAGACAUCCAAGGUGGUGAAAUACUUAUGAUAUCCACUGUACACUGAGUGUACAAUAUUCCUAUUAUUGAGUUGGACCCCCUUUUGCCCUCAGAACAGACUCAAUUUGUCGGGGUAUGGACUCUAUAAGGUGUCAAGGGUUCCACAGGGAUGCUGGCCCAUGUUGACUCUAAUGCUUCCCACAGUUGUGUCAAAUUGGCUGGAUGUCCUUUGGGUGGUGGACCAUUAUUUAUGCACGCAGGAAAUUGUUGAGUGAAAAACCCAGCAGCGUUGACACACUCAAACCAGUGCACCUGGCACCUACUACCAUACCUCAUUCAGAGGCAUUUUCAUCCACCUGUCAAUCCAUUAUAAUCAUUCUACAACCCUGAAAAAUACACACGUUCUUGACAUACCUCAGGGAAAUACAACCCAAGUGUUUUAGAUUCAGUACAUUCAUAGUAAACAUGUCAAAUACAUAUUUUGUACAGCAGGCCCAAUACUUCUCUCUUCCCGAGUCUUGCCAGAUCCUGUGAGGAUUCUAUAAUAAUUUCUUAUUUGUGAUAGAUACUCUUGGCAACUUCUUUUCAACUCUGGAUGGACUGCAUCAUCUGUGUCAGAUUGUGGAUUGAAAUGUGAUCAUUACAGUUUAUGAUCAGAGCUUAUUUUCUGUAUUUCUUUAAGUUUGUUUUUUGUAAACAGGAAAUGAUGGGGGUUGAUAGUAUCAGUGUUGUUAAUUGUAAUGGCAAAAUAUUUGUUCUGCUUGUGUGAUGUAUUCCUAUACAGUAGGAAACCUUUGAGGCUAUAUAGUGUGGAGGAGUUUAUAAACCAAGACAGAAGGUCAAUAUCUGGGUUGUCUCCCUGAACUUUAUUAUUAUUAUCUCUCAACAGAGAAUUGGUCAAAACCCAGUUAAAUAUGAUGCUUGCAUGAUAUUCAACUAUAUUGCAUCACAUAGUGCUAAAUUGCACCAACUUCCACGCUCCAAAACUCCCCUUUCAAUUGCAAUUAUGUCCCUAACUAAAAAAUAUAUACAUUUGGGACACCGCAAUGCUCUCCUCUCCUUUUCUUCCCAGCCUGGCUAAGUGUCUGCUCAUCUGGGGCCCAGGUCAUAGCAGAAAUUGAUCUCUGACCUCUAGCCCAGUCUGACCAGUGAAGCGCAGACAUGGAAUUCAUAAAAACUGUCUAGUACAUCACCACCUAGGCAACUAACAGAUAGCAUCAACUGGACUAGAGGAUAGCAUAGCAUUGAGGAUCUAUUCAUGCAGCCAGACAACGGUGGUGACUAAAAUCCCAGUGAUUAAGUGAGUGUGGCCUGUCUGUUGCCUGGCCCCCCACUGGGAGAGUUUAGAGAGGAUAAGGAACGGUUAACCCAGAGAGAGGGAGAUUAACUCAUAUCUGUCUACUAAGGACAAAAUGGUGGCUCGUCCUCAGUCUCUGUACCCCAGUUUGGUAUUUUCAUUGGAACCCUUGUGUGAUGAGAUUAAAAGAGCUGAUUACAUGUACUGUGUUUCAAAUGCCAACGAUCGACAGGCUCCUUCACACGCUUAACCUCUUGGUUGGAAUUAAAUUGUUUAUUUAAUGGCUGAUGAUCACAGGCACAAUAUGCUUUACCUCUUUUUCCCCUUUUCAAAGUUAAUUUAUUCAUGGAAUAUAUUUCUGUAGCAAUGCUUUGUUCUCUCUCGCUAGGUGAUUAACUAUGUUGAUGUGGCUUUUAAACAUAAUUUAGCGUGACGUUCAGUGAUACGGAUGAAUUACAGUUAAAAUCCUGUAAAGCAGGUAUGGGCUAGUGAUACCAUGUAAAUACUCUUUGUUUGAUUAGAAUUAUUCAUUUUCUAAUUUUGUUGGUUCUUCACUGAAUUAUAAGUUGUGUAAUGUUGUUUUGGACAGUCAAUGUUAUAUCUUUGGAGCCUAUUUCUCUCUUUCUUUUCACCCAAAAUUACCUAUAUUUUUGAAGCCAAGAGUAAGCUCCGAUCUUGCGUUAGGUGUCUAUCACUUGAAAUCUAAUUACAAAAAUAAAAAUGUUAUUUAUAUGGCA